AUUUUAGGACAGGAAUUAUAUCACUAAAAAAGAUAGUCAUAAUCUAGGACACAGUUCAUAUACCACCGAGCACUUAAUAAAAUUUAUACCUUUGCAUGAUUUUCAAAAGGAAGUAGAUGGAUCAUGACUUGAUUACAAACAGAUACACCGGCGCAUUAAAAUUUAUAUCUGCCAAAAUCGUGACAUUAUUGUCAAACUGUUGAAUGCUUUAAUUUGUUCUCUUGAAAAUUAUACUCUGUAUAAGAUUUUGGCAUUUCAACUAUAUUCAUUGAUCCUGCAUAUAUCUUCAUCAUCCAUCCUCUUUCAUCUUUCACAGAUAACACAAACGUAGAUGGCUCAGACUACCCCAAACCACAUUCAGACUGUCUCCGGUUGGGCAGCUCGUGACGCUUCCGGGAAGAUCACUCCCUUUACUUUCAAAAGAAGAGAAAAUGGGGCAAGGGAUGUGACCAUAGAGAUCUGGUUCUGCGGAAUGUGCCACACUGAUCUCCACCACAUCAAGGAUGAUUGGGGCAUCACAAAGUACCCUGUUGUUCCAGGGCAUGAAAUCACUGGGGUGAUAACUAAAGUGGGAAGUGAAGUGAGCAAUUUCAAGAUUGGGGAUAAAGUAGGGGUAGGGUGCUUGGCAGCUACCUGUUUGAAGUGUGACUUUUGCAAGGAAUCCCAAGAGAACUACUGUGACCAGGUCCAGUUCACAUACAAUGGCAUCUUUUGGGAUGGCAGCAUUACCUACGGGGGUUACUCCAACAUGCUGGUUGCUGAUCACAGGUAUGUGGUGCGGAUGCCGGAAAAUCUAGCAAUGGAUAAAGCAGCACCUCUGCUGUGCGCCGGGAUAACUGUUUACUCUCCCAUGAAAGACCACAACUUGUUUGAGUCAGCAAAGGAGAAGAAGAGGAUUGGGAUCAUAGGGCUGGGUGGGCUUGGCCAUGUGGCUGUUAAAUUUGGGAAGGCACUAGGUCACCAUGUCAGUGUCAUCAGCACAUCUCCCUCCAAAGAAAAGGAAGCUAAACACCACUUGGGUGCAGAUGACUUUAUUCUUAGCACCAACCCUCAGCAUAUGCAUUCAAGGAAGAGGACUUUGGACUUCAUUUUGGACACAGUGGCAGCCAACCACUCCUUGGGAGAUUACCUAGAGCUGCUUAAAGUGAAUGGAACUCUGGUGGUUGUGGGUGCACCGGAAAAGCCAAUGGCUUUGCCUUCUUUCCCAUUGAUUUUCGGGAAGAGAUGUGUGAAGGGAAGCAUGAUUGGGAGUAUGCAGGAGACUCAAGAGAUGAUAGACUUCUGCGGGGAGCACAACAUAUUGUGCGACAUAGAAAUGGUGAAGACUGAUGGAAUCAAUGAAGCCAUGGAGAAGCUUGCAAAGAACGAUGUCAAGUACCGCUUUGUCAUUGACAUUGCAGGCAAAACGCCAAAGCUCUAGCCUCUACGAAUGAAUGAAUGAAUGAAUGCCAUCAAAUCUUUUAUACCCCAGUAAUUAUUUAUGGGUUUUCCCCUUCUACAAAACAAAACAAAACAAAACAAUUUUUUUUUAUUUCUGGUGUUACAUACGACUCUGAUAACUCUCUUGAGCCUCAUUAUUUUCUGAAACUGAAUGGUCAUAAGGUUUCUGACCACUCCUUUUCAACUAGUUUCCUUCUUCUUAAGUUUUCACACAAUGAGACCAGAACUUUCUUUAUGUCCACCGAUCAUCAUCGAACUUCGUUAUUGAGACCCAUCAUUAUCGAACUCAAUACCGCUAUGGUCAAUUACCGGAUAAGUUUUCGUGCGUUUUUUAAUUAGUAUUUUUCAUUUUUCCAUUUUUCAUGCAAGCAGUAACUUUUAUUUCGCCCAUUUUUUUUGAAUUUUCGAAUGUGUGUUGAGAUCAUUUUACUUAAAUUUGAUGUAUCUUUGUUUAUUUCCCCCCAUAGAUCGUAUUAAUGCAACUGAUGUUAUGUUUUUUAUUUUUAAUGAAAUUUGAAGUAUUAGAAAAGCUAUUGCUAUUCAGGAAUUAAUUUUUUGAAGUAUUAGAAAACCUAUUGCGCAAAUAUGUUUAUACUCCUUCCGUCCCCUGUUAUCGUCCCAUUGCGGUUUACGAUGCUUGACCGACGAUAAAGCAAACAGAUCCCUGUCCGCACUCAAAUUAUUUUUAGGAAAAAAAAAUUACAUAUUCAGAAACUACAUUAAAAGAUUUACAAAGUCGCAAAAACCAGAAUCAAAUUUGAUAAAAAUUUGAUACAUAAGUAAGAGAUUAAGAGUGAUUUGUGUUGACCAAGUGAAUAAGAAAUGUGACAAUAAUAGGAGGACGGAGGAAGUAUUUUACUAUUUGGUUCCAUAUUUUUUGAUCUAUUCUAUGAUUUUUUUCAUGUUACGGAGUAGUACGGUAUUAUCCACUUUAUUCUAUAAGAAUUUGUUAUAUCUGAGAAACAUGCGGAAAGAAAAAUUAUUGCGCCUUUAAUCUUUUUUAUGCAAUCAAUAAAACUCGAUAAAGUCUAGUCGAAUAGCGAAUAUCUUUUUCUUUUUUAAAUGUAUUCAUAUUUAUAAACUCAUUACUCCGUACUAUAUUCGCUCAUUGCUCAUUGAAUCGUAGCAAGUUUUCUUUUUUAUUGUCAAACAAAAAAAUUUACCACGUUUUUGAUAACUAAGUUGUAAUUUAAUAAUAUUUUCCCUACACACAAAUCUUAAUUACAAAUUUAUCGGAUAAACAUGUCAAAUUCUUAAUUAACUAAGUUGCUUCAUUCCUCCCCACUAAAACACACAACGAAGAAAAAAGCACACCCACUGAACCACUCAUUCUGCCAUUCAUCCAUAUCAGAAAGGUUAGUAUGCCCUUCAAUCCGUCGUCGCAUCUCAUGCAUAUUGUAAAUAGUACUGUAUCGUUGCUUUUUCAAACCUUUACAUGUUUGUGUUUGGGGGUUUGGCUUGAAAUGGGUUUGUACUUGGUUAUAUAUAGCAAGAGGCGAGAGAAGCGCACCCAACUAACACGUGAUUCAAUGUCUCAUUAAAUAAACAUUCAGAAUUUCAAAGAGCAUCUGAAAAACAGCAAACCUUCAUUAUAAAUAAAUGGUGAGAUUUAGAGGGGUCAGGGGUGUCCCCAAUUAUGACUUUGAUGGAUUUUAAAAGAUGAUGGAUUUUGAAAUUCGAGAAGAGUCUACAAGAUUGUGAUUGAUUGUUUUUGUAUAUAGAAAUCCAUCGAAAUCCAUUAAAAUAUGUGCAAAUAAGUAACACCAGAAAUCCACGGAAUGUUUGAAGAAACCUUUAUUUUCAUGGAUUACAAAGAAAUCCAAAUCGUGGACACUUGAAUUCUGACGUAAUUCUAAACUCCAUUAAAAUCCUCCAUAAUCCGCAUUGGGGACACCCUUAAUUUUGAGAAGCUAGAAGGUUAGACACAUUUGCAUUGAUUAUUAAUCCAUCUCUCCGUGGUACAAAUUUCUAGAACAUGUUCCCGCCCAAAUCUCCCCCAUUUUACUACUCUAUAUAUGAUAAUAUAGAAAUACAGAUUUGGUUAUAAUUCAAUUUAUUUUGAUUUGAACCCAGCGCAUAGGUUCCUGAAAAUAACGCAAAUCUGUUUGCGCCAUUUCGUUUAGAUGGAGAUACUGAAGGGUCCAACUGCCAAUAACAUAAAAAUGGAAUCGGAUGAUAAUACUCCAUUAAGCUUCCGUCUGGGAGUGCGAAAAGCUAGUGCUGAGGGACCACCUGUAACAGCAACACCAGAGAAGAAACAGAAGAUGUUUGACAGUGAUCCUGAUCAUUCCACAGAGGAACCGACAGAGAAGAUCCGAGGAGAGCUAGACAGUGCGAAGAAAGAGAUAAAUCUCCUUUCACAGAAAAAAUCUGAGGCAAUGAAGUGUUUGCAAGAUGCCCAAACACUGAUCACUAACUUACGCAGGGAUAAGGAAAACGCACUUAAGAGGGCUAAUCAGGCUGGACAUGCAAAAGUUAAGUUGCAGGAUGAAGUUACCGAUCUCAAGGCUGAUCUAGACAAGCUCAAGACUGAUUUGAUUGUUAAGGGGGUUGAGGUUGUAACUGCGGUUGAAUCUUUCAUGAACUCUAAAGAGUUUGAUGACAUUAAGCAGGAGUGGGAGGAUCUAUUAAGGAAUGAGCUAAAUGAAGCUCACAAGGAGAUGUGUAACCUUCGCAAGGAGAAGCAGGAUGCUAUCAACAAAGUCAGGAAAUUAGAGGAUGAGGUGGUUAAGCUAAACAAAGAGCGGCGGGAAGUUGAAGAUAAGAUGGUUGAGCUCCGCAAAGAAAAGCAAAAUGCAGUCUAUCGUACCAUCCAGCUGAAGCAGGAGGUGGCUAAGCUCCAUAAGGAAAAGCAAAAUGUGAAUGAUAAAUUGAGCCAAGUUGAGCAGCAGAUGGUUAAAUUCAAGGCUGACAUUAAGAAGCUGUUGCAACUAUGAUUUUAUUUCAAUAAUCAGCUGCUGAAGGUUAGUAGUUGCUAAAUUUUGUAAAACAAUAGUGGGUUAGCCUUUGGUAGUUAGGUUAUGAAGUGUCUUUGAUCUUUUGCCUAUAUCAAUGGAUUUAGUCAGGGGGUUAAUCAAUCUAGGAUUUAUUAGGUUUUCUGGACUUCUAAUAUUUGUAGAUAUUUCAUCAAGUAUGCAAGUACUCGUUCAAUGUUUGGUAGGUAUUCAAUCCCGACCUUUAAAGUCAUUUAAGAAAAGGUUUGUAUCUUCAGACAUGAGGUUCUUCAACUGCCCUUUGUUCCUUGAACGUUGGUGGAUGAGUUCAAACCUCAUGACAGGAGGCAUUUAAAGUCUCCUAACAGUUAACGUUAGGAACUUUUCUCCAGCUAUAGAUGCUCCAAUCCAGUAUUACUCGAUAUUUCCUACCGCAACGCUAACUCAAGAGGGGAACUUUUCUGUACCGUUUUCUUCUUGUUCAUUAUAGUUUGAUACUAUCACACUGGGACAUAUUCAUAUUAACUACAUCUCUCCC
Cuscuta europaea is the source of this 4911-nucleotide messenger RNA. Lineage: Eukaryota; Viridiplantae; Streptophyta; Magnoliopsida; Solanales; Convolvulaceae. The record is from the annotation of a GenBank genome assembly.